CCCCUCAGAUUUAUAUGGCAUCUCUGUUUAUAAUAAACUGUGUAUGAAGUGGUUAAACGCAGCUCCACCUGCAGUAACAUGCUGCUUUCACACUGAUGUAUCAUCUUCUUAUAUAAAACCAGUACUUAAACUUUACUGCAGGAGGGUUUUUCAUGCAGGACUCGUACUUGUAACGGAGUAUUUGACGUUGCUGUAUCGGUACUUUUACUCGGGCUAAGUAAAGGGUCUGAAUACUUCUCCCUCCGCUCCUAUUUUCUAUCAUUAGAGGGAGAGGAAACGUGGGGAGGGAGCGUUCUCCUGCCGGUUUCAAGCAGCGGCUUCGCAGUCACCGAUGCGCGCUCCAGGAGGCAGGACGCCCCGCGAGGAGCCGCAGCUGUGAGCUCCGCCGGCGCAGCAGAAGAAUAUUUGUCCAUCACCUGUAGCUCCAGAACUGAGAGAGAGAGAGAUCAGUUCCCUCCUCCUUCCCCGCAGCAGCAGACAUGAGGAUGGGUCUCGCGGAGAAGCAGCAGCAUCACCACGAGCAGAAGCCGCGUCGCGAGCCGCCCCGUCUCCUCCGUCCAGGUGGCGCGAGGAGGACUAGCUGAGAAGAACGAGCAGGAGGAGGAGGAGGAAGAGGAGGAGGAGGAGAAGACAGGAGGAAGGCGGAGGAGGAAAUCCCGCGAGAGAAAGCAGCAGAGACGGACAGACAGAUCCACGCAGAGACAGAGAGAGAGAGAGAGAGAGGAGCGGAGUGAGGAACCGCCGCACGUGAGGUGCGCGAGACCCCCGGGGAGAAGGGACUAAUCGUUAAUUUGGAGGAGAGCGACGGUUAUUUUUCUUUUUCCCGCACAGACCGGAGAGAGAAGGUCUCCGAAGAAAGACUGGCCAGAUGAAUCCCAUGACACAGCUGUACUACAAGAAGGCGACAUAUUCGCCGUACCGCGACCGCAUCCCGCUUCAGAUCGUCCGGGCUGAAGUGGAGCUGUCUGCCGAGGAGAGGGCGUACCUCACCGCUGUGGAGAAAGGCGACUAUGCGGGGGUCAAACACGCCCUUCGUGAGGCGGAGGUCUACUACAACAUGGACGUGAACUGCCUGGACCCGCUGGGCCGCAGCGCGCUCCUCAUCGCCAUCGAGAACGAGAAUCUGGAGAUCAUGGAGCUCCUGCUCGACCACGGCAUCCACACGGGCGACGCCCUGCUCUACGCCAUCAGGAAGGAGGUGGUCGGUGCCGUGGAGCUGCUGCUGUCGCACAGGAGGCCCAGCGGCGAGAAACAGGUUCCCUCGCUGAUGAUGGACAGCCAGUUUUCAGAGUUCACCCCAGACAUAACUCCCAUCAUGCUCGCUGCUCACACCAACAACUACGAGAUCAUCAAGCUGCUCGUCCAGCGGAAGGUCACCAUCCCCAGACCACACCAGAUACGAUGCGAUUGUGUCGAGUGCGUCUCCAGUUCAGAGGUUGACAGCCUUCGGCAUUCACGCUCUCGACUCAACAUCUACAAGGCUCUGGCCUCGCCAUCCCUCAUUGCAUUGUCCAGUGAAGAUCCCAUCCUCACUGCCUUCAGACUGGGCUGGGAACUCAAAGAACUCAGCAAGGUGGAGAAUGAGUUUCGUCAGGAGUAUGAGGAGCUGUCCCAGCAGUGCAAACGGUUUGCCAAAGACCUUCUGGACCAGGCCAGGAGUUCGAGAGAGCUAGAGACGAUCCUGAACCACAGAGACACCGACCAGAGUGAGGAACUGGACCCCAGACAGUGCCAUGACCUGGCUAAGCUCAAACUGGCCAUCAAAUACCACCAAAAAGAGUUUGUGGCCCAGCCGAACUGCCAGCAGCUGCUGGCCACACUGUGGUACGACGGCUUCCCGGGCUGGAGGAGACGGCACUGGGUGGUCAAACUGGUCACCUGCUUCAUCAUUGGACACCUGUUUCCUGUCUUCUCACUGAUCUACCUGUUGGCUCCAAAGAGCGCUCUGGGACGAUUCAUCAAGAAGCCCUUCAUCAAGUUCAUCUGUCACACUGCGUCCUAUCUGACCUUUCUCUUCCUCCUGCUGCUGGCCUCGCAGCACAUCGCCCGGACCAACCUCCACAUGCAGGGACCUCCACCCACCAUAGUGGAGUGGAUGAUUCUCCCAUGGGUGCUGGGGUUCAUCUGGGCAGAGAUUAAGGAGAUGUGGGACGGGGGAUUCACAGAGUACAUCCACGACUGGUGGAACCUGAUGGACUUUGCCAUGAACUCCCUUUACCUGGCCACCAUAUCACUGAAGAUAGUGGCCUACGUUAAGUAUAACUCCUCUCGUCCCAGGGAGGAGUGGGAGAUGUGGCACCCGACGCUGAUAGCCGAGGCUCUGUUCGCCAUCGCCAACAUCUUCAGCUCGCUCAGACUCAUCUCCCUCUUCACUGCAAACUCCCACCUCGGGCCGCUGCAGAUCUCACUGGGGAGGAUGCUGCUGGACAUCCUCAAGUUUCUCUUCAUUUACUGUCUGGUCCUGCUGGCGUUUGCGAAUGGUCUGAACCAGCUGUAUUUCUACUAUGAGACCAAGGCGUCAGAAGAACCCAACAACUGCAAGGGCAUCCGCUGCGAGAGGCAGAACAACGCCUUCUCGACGUUAUUUGAGACGCUCCAGUCUCUGUUCUGGUCGAUAUUCGGGCUGUUAAACCUGUACGUCACCAACGUGAAAGCCCGGCACGAGUUCACCGAGUUCGUCGGGGCGACCAUGUUCGGGACGUACAACGUGAUCUCGCUGGUGGUUCUGCUCAACAUGCUGAUCGCCAUGAUGAACAACUCCUACCAACUCAUCGCCGACCACGCCGACAUCGAGUGGAAGUUCGCUCGCACCAAGCUGUGGAUGAGUUACUUUGACGAGGGUGGGACGCUGCCGCCGCCGUUCAACAUCAUCCCGAGCCCCAAGUCCAUCUGGUACCUGCUCAUGUGGCUCCACAACAAGCUGUGCAGGAGAGGCCAGCCGCCCGGGGAGGAGACGCACAAGUGUGAAAACCUCAGAGAGUUCACGGAACGUCACGCUGACAGUCUGAUACAGAACCAGCAGUACCAGGAAGUGAUCCGGAACCUGGUGAAGAGGUACGUGGCGGCCAUGAUACGCAGCGCCAAGACGGACGAGGGACUGACGGAGGAAAACUUCAAGGAGUUGAAGCAGGACAUCUCCAGUUUCCGCUAUGAGGUCCUGGAUCUCCUUGGCAACCGGCGUCCUCCCCGGCGACACUACUCCUCCUCCAGUGAGACAACAAGAGACGAUGGCGCCAUGGCAUCAGAGGACGACAGCGAAUCGGGUGAUGGCGGUGGAGGCGGCGGAGUUGCCGGCCAGAAGUCAAAGGGCGUGACCUUCAUGAUGCCGCUGGAGGAUGAUACGAAGCCGACGCCCACGCUCGGCGUCUCCGCCUUGGUGCGCUCCAUCUCUGGAAUGACACAGAUUGAAAGAGGUGGGGGAGAGGGCGAGGAGGGGGAGCUGGAGGAGGGCAUCGGAUGGGGGGAGGAGGAGGAGGAAGAGGAGGGGAAACCAAAGAGCAACGGGCUGAAGACGACCGUCAUCUCUCCGUCCUCCACCACUGUCCUCCCAGUGCCAUCUUCAUCAUUCUCCUCGUCAUUCUCAUCAUCACUCGCUCGUACACGGAGUCGUCUUCAGCGCCUCUCAACUCCGAGGUCAAAGACGGACUCUUUCAAACGCCUCUCCUACCUGUUCUCCCGCUCCAAACGCAAAGCCCCACCCAUGCCUCUUCCCCUCCAGUCCCCGCCCUCCUACACCAUCUCUGACGGGUUGCUCCGCCCCCUGGGGAGCCACAGCCACUCCGACUUCGGACUCAGUGACGUGACCAGAAGCGAGACUCACCUGAACGAGGUAGGCCGCUCAGUUGACAUCAAUAACCCCUCGUUCUCGCCACGGAGAACAAACGGGCGGGACUCGCUCCUGACGCUGCCCCUCCCGCCCCCAUGCCCCUGCCAAUCCCUGCACUGUGCUUCCAACAUGUCCGAGUCCAGCUCUCGCCUCCUGGACUCCAGCGAAGACGUUUUCCAGGGCGGAGGCGUGGGAGGAGCGGGCGAGGGCGACGUGGACGGAGGAGGGGGAAGAGGAGGGGUGAUGGUGAUGGGCGGGUGGGUGGGGCCGUGCGACGAUGUCAUAGAGGACAGCUGUGAGGUCAUAGAGGACUCUGUCACCACACAGCUAUAGGAGAGAGGGACAACCAAACUGUUUUUCUUUGUUUGUUUGCAAAAUGGAUGAACACAUUCAGAGGGAGAGAAACAGAGAGAGAGAGGUGGGGGAGGAGGCGAGAAUCCAGCGGAAUCUGUUCAAGAACUCAGCGGGACGAAUUCCGGAAUCCUGCAGUGGAAUUCUAGAAUGUUGCAUUUCAAAGGAGGGAGCAGGUUCUAAGGAUCAGCAUCAGCCAUGGUCACACCUGUGAGGACGGAGGAGAUCCUCAAAUGGCAGAUGUUCAUAAAGACAGUUUGUCACCAUCUGAUUGUCUGGAAUUUCCCAGGAAAUAUAACACAUUAGCUCUUGUCAGUUCAAAUAGAGUGCCACGACUCACACGUUAGCUAACAAGCUACAUCGCUAGCACAUACCAUAAUGUGUGACCUACUGAGCUACAGAGCUAACCUGCUGCCAAGCUAACCUACUACUGAGUAGGUUAACUAGCUAAACAGCGAGGACGCCACAAAAGUUGCCCACUAGUAAGCUAGCCUGCUAGUGACUGAGCUAGCUCGCUAGCCUUGUUUUUCACCAUAAAUGUUAAGUUCAUGAUGUCCUCAAAUUACAUGGAAGUAUUUUACUGGAAGAAAUCAGUUUUUUUUUAAUAAUGUUGUGCAUCACUUUUUUUCCCCUGAUCCUUUACAUCUUGUUCCAUAGACUUUAUGUAGACUUGUGAUAACGUAAAACACUCUAGGCUCUGGGAAUGUUUCACAUCAUUAAAACUUCAUGGUUCAAAAGUUCAUAAUUGACCUUGAAUUGUCAGCAGUUUUAUAGAUGUCUCUUUUAUAAUGUUAGGGUAAAUGUUUUUAAGCUGCUGAGGUUUCAUUUUGUUGCUGUGUUGUAGUUGACGACAGGGACAAAUCAGCAGCAGGUCUUACUGGCCGUGCUGUAUCAAUGCACCAUAUUGAUGAUCAGGUCAAGGUCAACACACAUAUUUAAUGGCAUUCGCAAAAUUCAGAUAUACUGUCUUUAUAAACCCCUGCCAUUUUCCACGCAUGCCACAUGAGAAUGAAGGACGAGAUUUAAAAGGAGAGUACAAAUUUUUCCUCUUUCCUCUGGGAGAUUCAAACAUGCAUGAUUAUUGCGGAAUUAAAUGGAGCCAAAGCAACUUUUCAGAGGGGAAAUAUUGUUGAAAAUUCCUCUUUGGUUGUCAACAGAGUGUUUUCAAGUUGCCGUCUUUUCCCUUUAACCAAACUUCACAUCUGUAACGGAAUAAAAAAAUGGAAUUAAAUCACUUUAAGACCUCUGGAAUUUGAAUGGAACUACCAUUGAACUUCAACCAAACAACAUGAAAUGUGACUGACUGUGCUUUAAAAUUAGCAAAUACACAUCAGGACAUAUGGAAUAACCUCCCCUUUAACUCUGGAAUUUCCUGGAUUUAACUCCGACCGAAUCACUGGGAUGAAAGGGAAAUGGCAUGGAACCAUUGCUCUGCUGUCGAUAGCCUGCACCCUCUCUCUCUGCAUCAACAAGGGCCAAGGAACUUUAUUUUAUCCUAAUAACAGUUAUACUAGUAAUAAUAACGAUAAUAAUAAUGAUAAUAAUAAUAAUAAGAGACUUCUAAUAAUAAUAACAAUGAGGACUAUUCUGGUUUCUAAAGACUGUCUUUGCUUCUAUUUGAGUUGCCUACGAUAUCCUGGCUUCUCGUUCAGCUCUUCCUUAAUAAGUACACUUUAACCUGAUGAAUAAAAAUAUACGGUGAUAUUUAUUGUGAGGAGGAGGAAGUGAUGGAUGGAUGAAUGGGUGGAAAGGAGAAAGGGAAAUGGGAGAGGUAAAUGGAGAGGAACGCAGGACGUUUUCUGGAUGGAAAAAAGGGAGGAGGCGGUUUUAAGGUAGGAAAAGGGGUAAGAGAGUGAAGACGUGACUGAGUGAGGAACAGAUGGAGAAAACGGGAUGAGUUUGCCUUUCUAGCUAUUUGGGAAAUCUAUUUUAAAGGGAAAUUUCACCAGAAUUUCAUCAUGACUACUACUUUUUUUUCUUUUCUUUUUUCCUCUCUUGAAGUCGCUCAGUGUGGUGACUUCAAAAGGUUGGCAUGAGCAGAGGCUGUUGAAUUUUUACUCUGGUUAAUAUACGACUGUCAGCAGUGAAGUAGAGAAAUUAUGCAUGUUUGAUCAAAAAAAAAAAAAAACACUGUUACCUGCAACACAAACACACAUACACACAAAUACACACUCAAAAUAUCAGCUGGUGUGAUGAGUAGCUCCCGGCCAAAUGUUUUGCCCUUUACGAAAUCUCUCCAGAGUCCUCAACCGGAAUGACAUCAGCUCUCCCUCCAUUUUAUUUGACAUCCUUUCUUUCUCUUUCUCUUUAAUUUCCUUCCUUUUACCUUUCUUUCUUCCCUUAAUCUCCCAAAAAACACACAUUACACUAUGCUGUGACCUCACCACCACCAGCUGCCGUCUUGGCAGCGAACGCCAAACCCUCUUCGAUGAGUCAACGCCCCCCCCAACACCACCCUUGAAAAUGUCACGUCGUAACCAUGGAGACCUGAUUUCUCUCGCUCAACAUCCUGUAAUUAUAAUGUCACGUCCAGAGCCAGAAAGAAGCUGUAGCGUGGCGCGAGUCAGACGCCGCUGCCGGGCAUCCUGGCUUCACACCGGUGAUGGUGCUGGUGUUUGGCGAAGCGGGGGCGCAGCUAAGUGGUUGGUGAUGACACUCGUCUCUUUUUAGAAUUUAAAAACAAUCAAUUUUCGUGUCGUUUUUACAUCCCACCAACAAUGGAGAGAGACAAUGUGGGGAAAGAGGACGUGACAGCAUCUUCACAGCACAAUGAAAACAUGGAGAUAUGUAACUUUAACCCUUAGUUUAACCAAGAGACUGAAACAUGGUGGCACUGGGUGAUUGUUAGACUCUGAUUAGAAUCUUAAAACUUCUUCUGAUUGGUCAAAAAAGUGUCCAACUUUGACUAUAAGACCAAUGUUUCCUGACUAUAAGCUUUCCCGAACCUUAGCCAAGUUGUACUUCUUCAUAAACCUACGUCAACAACACAAAACCUUAACCUUAGAGGUGGAAGAUCAUCUACUGUUGUCACAUAAUUCACAUUAUUACAGAUAUUUUAGACAUAACUAUUGACAAAAAUAUGAAGUAGAUGUUCAGGGUUUAAGGUCCGUUAAUCCAGCUGUAAUAUUCAAGGUUGUACACUGAGGAAGUGGUGUUUUGUGAGUUUUACUGAUUUCCAAAUAUCAGUUCUUCAAGUGAAAUCGCAUGGAAUCAGCAUCAUUGGCAAACUGUAAGUGAAGGAAUUAAACCUUGAAGAGUGAGCUUUCGAUUUUAGCUCAAGAUUGAACAACUAAUGUUCAGGAUAGGUAAAGGUCGGAGACACAAAGGAACAAACUGCAGUUCCAGGACGAUGAUUGUGUCCGACAAGGAAGGUGAGUAAAGAAAGAAAGGACAGAGAACAGGUGGAGAGGUGGAGGCGUAACACUUCACUUCAAGUCCUCCUGUUUAACAUUUAGAGGCAGUAUUUAAACAUCAAAAAAACACACUAAUGUAGUUGUAUGCAGCUGUAAGGACAUUUUAAAUGUUCAUAAAUGUACAGCAAUUAGAACUUCUCCUGUAAAGACAUAUUUUAUGUAAAAUAUGUUUUACUGUAUUGUCAUUUGUCAUCUGUUUGUACACCAGCCACUACUUAAUGGUGCCCACAGGAGGAGUUUUAGCUGCCUGACAAAUACAUUAAUAAAUACUUAUCUGCUUUAACUAAAGGUUUAUAUAAGGCUCAUAGAUGCUAAAUAGUUGGACUUUAAGUGAAGCAUUACCCAACACUGCUGCUUGAGAUAUCUGUGCUUUAAGGGAAGUGACAAACCACCCAGAAAAUCUUGAAUAAAAUAGUCAGACACAUCAAAGAUUCAACGUUUCCCGCCCCUCCCCCGAAACAGCCAAUAAUAUGCUAAGAAACAUAUCAAGCCAAUUGUGUUGCAAGUGCAUAGUUGAGGUUCAGGUUCAAGCGUGGAAGAGGGAAAAUAUCAACUGUAUUUAUUUAAACAUUGCACAUAAACUCUCACAUUUGCUCAGAUGAUCUGGUGGGAUGAGCUAAUGGCGUCAUGUCAUGACACUAAAAGAGUUUGGGUUUGUCGUAGCAGAAGCAUUUUACUGGUGAUUCUAUACUUGUAGGUAAUUUCACAAAUUUUAGCUUAGCUUAGUUUAGCUUAGCUUAACAUUCAAACAGCUCCUACCUUGGUUAAUGAAACUCAACUGUGGUCCACUAAACUGAAUAAAUAAAUAAAUCUCACAUUAGACAAUCUGGAAACAAUGCAGGUGCUCCAAAACUCCACUUUAAAAAACACACACACACACAUGAAAACUACAACUGCAGAUAAACGCAGAGAGAACAGGAGCCUGGAUCUGUUGGUUACCACGGCAACCGGCAUGCGCGUUACCACCCCAUAAUCAGGAGCCACACCAGCCAGAGGGUUGGGUGAUCAAUCACACUCUUCCAUCAAUCACCAUGACAACCGCAUCAGCAGACGCUAUGGGAUGUUUGAGUGUUGUCUGGAAAAAAAAAAUUAAAAAUUCUACCCAUUGACGGUGUUUGAUCCCCCUGAGGGCCUUUCAAGGUGUGUGUGUGUGUUGUUCAGGGAUUAUUGAUCCAGUCAGAAUCCAUAAUUAAAUUCUGUUGAUCCCUUGAUUGAUCUGUAUUGAUUUGAAUAUGAUAUGCGUGUGUGUGUGUGUGUGCGCGCGCGUAUCAUUAAAGUAGAUAUGGGACAACACACACUCACACACACAAGUGUACGCUUUGAUAGCAGUAGGCGGCGGUGACGAAGGAAGAAAGGUUCAUCUCAUGCAUUAUUCACACACACACACACACACACACACACGUACAAACAUGACCACUGACCAGCUGCAGGUUUGACUGUAAAUUGUUGAGCAGACUCCAGUCCACUUUAAGCACUAAUAGUCCUGUGUGACUUCACUCCGCCUCCAAGGCAACUGAGGACAACAGCCUUGUCCUUAGGACGGUCGUUGCGUCACAUGAUGCUGCUUCAACAGAUGACCUGCUGAGGUAAACACACACAUAAAACACACACAACACACAUGUUCUGUUCACUAAUAACAAAAUGGCUUCAUCAGUUCUAGAGGCUGGUUGAGGCUGGUAUUUAACCCCCCUCUGUCAUCAUGUGAGUCGUUAGGGUCACAUGGGUUGAGGUGUGAAUGGGGGUUAAACCACAUGGGAAUGGAUCUCAAGACUGCUAUAGGCAGUAGGCCACCACCUCUGUUCAAAGAUGGUUGUUCCAAUUGGACAUAGAUGACCUCCUUUACUCUUCAAACCAGCCGUCUUCUGUCAUCUAUCUAAUGUGGACAUUAUUGUCCUCAAAGUCCCCUCUCAGGUUAAAUACCUGGGACUCCCCAACCAGUUUCUAGAACUGAAGAAGCCUCUUGCAUGAGAAGUAAAACAUCCUCAAAAAACCUAAAAGAAGUCCAGUUGCCUUCAACUCUAGCCUCUCAAGACAACAUUGAUUUCCAAAAACGUUUUCAACCUCAUCUGACGUCCAUCCAUCCAUUAUCUAUACCACAUCCUUUAAGGUUUGCAGGGGUGGCUGCAGCCAAUCCCAGCUAAUAUUGGGCAAGAGGUGUGGUACACCCUGGAUAGGUGUAGAGACAAACAAAUUUAUCAAUGUUAAAUUGGAGAAAGAGGAAUGUAAAAUGUGACAUUCAUCAAAAUUAGACAUCCACUUUGUCGUAUCUAAGAAGUCGUGAUAGUUUUUAGGCCUGAGCACUAAUCGAUGAAGUCAGCUCAGAUGGUGCUCACUUGUUUUAGCUAGCUUGUUUUAAAUGGGUAAGCUACAUAGCCAGCGUUAACAUUGAGAACUGUUGGCUGACCAGUCUAGAAGCAUUAAACUUCAUUCCUCUAUUCACCUCCAGUGGUAGAAAGCAACACUAAUAUCAACUAAUUUUGCAACUAUUUCUAUCACUUUUUUUCUAUUGGAGCUAGCAUGCUAACCAGCUAGCCCUGGCUUGUCCCGUCUCAUAACACCACUCUGCAAUAGUAGCGUUCAGUCUGCUCUUAGUCCAACAUGAAGGGAUGAUGAAAUGAAGAUGGCUGAAGCUCUUGGUGAAUAAACAGCUGUCAAUGCUAAUGUUGGCUAUGUAGCAGUUGUAAAAAAGUACAUAUAGCACCUUUAAAGUAAAGUAAAAAUGCUAACUUCUACGAUCAGUUUCUUCAUUUUAUUUAAACCUCCUUGCGUCUUGGGAAAAGAAUCUGCAUCUUCAGUUUGAUGGAUAAAACAUAACUGACCAAUCAGAGCUGUCGUUGUCUCCACAUGGUUUCUCUGUAGCCACCUUUUCCCAACAAACUAGUAACCCAACGCACUUUUGUUUGAAUCCCAAAACGAAAGCAUCUAAGUGGAAACUUACCUGAUCAAUAAGCCUUGAGCUUGAAAAAACAGUCACAGCUGCUGGAAUAACGUUUGAGUGAUUGAUACCGAUCAAUAAUCUAAUCCCAUCACAUAUGCUGUGGUCAUUUUGUUGCUUAGUGGUUGUAAUAAAAUCAGUGUUCCUUGAAGAAGAAAUUAUUUGGCCCAGCUGCUCAUCACACACACACACACACACACAUUAACAGACACUCACUUAUAUACAUAUAUAUACAGUACAUAUAUAUGGCAUCAUUCAGGUUCCCCUCUCACCUUCUAAAGGGAUUUUGAGCUUUAAAAAUAAAAACCUGUCCUUGUUUCUAUUUGAUUUUUUUUCUUUUUUUUUUUUUUUGGAUUUCCACAUGGAUGAAUGUAUGACUGUGUUAUUUUUCUAGAAGCGGACGGCUAGCGCACGUUGUUGACUCUUUAAUAAAGGCAUCCUUAGAAAACUGGGCUGUUUUCUGAAUGUUUAUUUAUCAUUAUCGUCAUCAUGAUCAACAUUAACACCACUGA
Messenger RNA from Lates calcarifer (barramundi perch), 11037 nucleotides. It is a transcript of the gene trpc5a, whose product is annotated as transient receptor potential cation channel, subfamily C, member 5a. Lineage: Eukaryota; Metazoa; Chordata; Actinopteri; Centropomidae. Gene Ontology annotation, biological process: regulation of cytosolic calcium ion concentration; calcium ion transmembrane transport; manganese ion transport. The transcript has 18 exons. Gene Ontology annotation, cellular component: cation channel complex; membrane. The record is from RefSeq and is a predicted model, not a curated record. Gene Ontology annotation, molecular function: inositol 1,4,5 trisphosphate binding; protein binding; store-operated calcium channel activity. Bases 869 to 4159 code for a protein of 1096 amino acids.